Messenger RNA from Nothobranchius furzeri (turquoise killifish), 3428 nucleotides. RefSeq names its product calcium/calmodulin-dependent protein kinase II alpha (gene camk2a). Gene Ontology annotation, biological process: protein phosphorylation. Lineage: Eukaryota; Metazoa; Chordata; Actinopteri; Cyprinodontiformes; Nothobranchiidae. Gene Ontology annotation, molecular function: ATP binding; calmodulin binding; calcium/calmodulin-dependent protein kinase activity. The record is from RefSeq and is a predicted model, not a curated record.
AGCUAUGCUGUUUCAGUUCCUGAGUUGCAGAUCGUCUCAGAGACACAGAGGCAACACUCUUCCCUGCUGCUCUCACCCGUCAUCCUCCUCAUCCUCCUACAUCAGGAGCCGAGCUAUUCUCCUCCACCUCUUCAAACAGACAGGCGUGUCUAACUCAUUUCCUAACAUCAUCAUCAUCAAAGGAAGACAACAGGAAGUCCCCUGACCCUCACCCUGCCAGGUCACCAUGGCAACGGUCAUCAGCACACGAUUCUCUGAUGAGUAUCAGCUGUACGAGGAAUUGGGGAAGGGAGCGUUUUCGGUGGUGCGGCGCUGUGUUAAGGUUCUACUGGGUCAGGAGUUUGCAGCCAAAAUCAUUAACACCAAAAAACUGUCUGCCAGAGAUCAUCAGAAGUUGGACCGUGAAGCUCGAAUUUGUCGACUACUGAAGCACCCCAAUAUCGUUCGUCUCCAUGACAGCAUCUCAGAGGAGGCUCAUCACUACCUGAUCUUUGACCUAGUCACAGGCGGAGAGCUGUUUGAAGAUAUCGUAGCCAGAGAAUAUUACAGUGAAGCUGAUGCCAGCCACUGCAUCCAGCAGAUAUUGGAGGCGGUGCUUCACUGUCAUCAGAUGGGCGUGGUCCACAGGGACCUGAAGCCUGAGAACCUGCUGCUGGCCUCAAAGUCUAAAGGAGCAGCGGUGAAACUGGCCGACUUUGGCCUCGCCAUCGAGGUGGAGGGAGAUCAGCAGGCCUGGUUCGGUUUUGCGGGGACUCCAGGAUAUUUGUCUCCAGAAGUUCUGAGGAAGGAUCCGUAUGGGAAGGCAGUGGACCUCUGGGCCUGCGGUGUGAUCCUAUACAUCCUGUUGGUGGGAUAUCCUCCCUUCUGGGAUGAGGAUCAACAUCGUCUCUACCAGCAGAUCAAGGCUGGGGCAUAUGAUUUUCCUUCUCCUGAGUGGGACACAGUGACUCCUGAAGCCAAAGACCUGAUCAACAAGAUGUUAACGAUCAAUCCAGCUAAACGCAUCAGCGCCACAGAGGCCCUCAAACACCCCUGGAUCUCUCAUCGCUCCACUGUGGCGUCUUGUAUGCACAGACAGGAAACAGUUGAAUGUCUGAAGAAAUUCAAUGCCAGGAGGAAAUUGAAGGGAGCCAUUCUCACCACCAUGUUGGCCACAAGGAACUUUUCUGGAGGGAAGAGUGGCAGCAACAAGAAGGCAGACGGAGUGAAGGAAUCGUCUGAAAGCACCAACACCACCAUCGAGGAUGAAGAUACCAGAGUGAGAAAGCAGGACAUCAUUAAAGUCACAGAGCAGCUCAUCGAGGCCAUCAGCAACGGCGACUUUGAAAGCUACACUAAGAUGUGCGACCCGGCUGUGACAGCCUUCGAACCUGAGGCUUUGGGAAACUUGGUGGAAGGACUGGACUUCCAUCGCUUUUACUUUGAAAACUUGUGGUCCAAAAACAGUAAACCAGUCCACACCACCAUCCUGAACCCCCACAUCCACCUGGUGGGUGACGAGGCCGCCUGCAUUGCUUACAUUAGAGUGACUCAGUACAUCGACUCCAACGGCACUCCUCGGACCGCCCAAUCAGAGGAGACCCGGGUGUGGCACCGCCGCGAUGGCAAGUGGCAAAUUGUCCACUUCCAUCGCUCAGGCUCUCCCUCCACCCUCAACAACUAACCUCCUGUUCCAGAGUGGGUGGAUCUCCAAUGGGGCAGCCGUCACCUUGGCAACCAGCUGACCAGGCAUCUCACACCAGCCAUUCAGGAUUUUAUUUGUGAAGUUGGAGGAGAAGGAAACACAGGGCAUGGCCAACCCCCCCAACACACACACACACACACACACACACACACACACACACACACACACACACACACACACACACACACACACACCUGUGCAACAACCUUUUCUCCUGCACACCACCACAGCGCCCCCCUGUGGCCAGAGCCUGUCUCUGCUUGGCUUAGCCCUGAUCCUGGAAGCAGAGGGACACCGUUAGCUGUAGGAUGUUACUGAGCAUGUGCAGAGGUCUGACCUCACAGAACCAAUCAAUAAUAAUUUGGGGUUUGUAGUUGGGGCGAUGCUGGUAUUGCUGCUGCUGCUGAUAACGUAACACAUCACUAAGUUGCUAUGGUAACUGAUCAUUUUCAGACCAAUUAUCUCAAGUUUCAUUGUCAAUUCAGCAUCUUUACUUUUUAUAGUUUAAUUUGUAAAGCUUCUAAUAAUGACUGAAGCUCUUCUUUUUACAGACGGGUUCAGAAGAAGACAGGGCCUCUUUAGACAUCUGGAUCUCUGCUCUGAUGAUGUGAUCAGUGGGGGGGAUCCAGCGUUGAUAGGAACAGCUGGUUGAAGUGAUGCCGUUGAGAUAAUUUGGCCUAAAAUCAAAUCAGCAUCUUUGACUCAGACCAUCACACCAUUUCAUUAAAAGUCUCUCUGCUUCCUUUAGGCUCAAGGAGCUUCAGGUGCCUCCACAAGCAGCCACGCUCCUCCUUCUCCUCCCACUCCUCUCGCCCACACAACAAAAGCCUAACAUUUCUUAACAAGCUGCCUGCUCUCCUCAAGUAGAGAGGGACAGAAUGGUACAGAAGACAUUAAAGAGCAAAAAGGUAAACAGCAUGAAGGAAGCUAUGAAUUCAAGAAAAGUAAAAAGAAAGAAAUAUUCCCUGACUGACAGAAUUAAAAUGCGUCAGCACCAAUGACAGUAUUUAUGAAAUAAACACUCUGCGCCGUCACCCGACAGCUUCUGAAGAGUUGGAUUGAAGCCCGAUGGGUGGCUAUCACCACUGCCGUCAUGGCUGCAUCAUGUGUCUCAUCACUCCCAGGAAAAACAAAAAUGGAGCUGAGUGUUGAUGAUUGGCACCCAUCAAAAGCUGAUGUAGCUAUGAAGGUACUGAGCUAACUGAAGCUAACAGAGGUUGGUGGGAGCUUUUAGCCAGAAAAACGUGGUUGAGUGACCAUGCUACCCUCAGCCUUCUUGGCUGAAACACUUUUAAUGUGAGGCCGAGGCCUUCUUUGGAGCAAGCAGGAGGACUAGCUGCUAUUGCUGCUACCUUUCAGUCAAGUAGACCCACCCCUAAUUAUUCAUAAUUUCUAGCUUAAAUUGCAUUUAAACAAGUGAGUAACAACAAAAUUCACCCCCAUCAGAGUUGUCAUGAGUGUAAACUAGAUCUGUUAAACCUAGAACUGGUUUCUCAACCAGGCUGUAAACAUGUAUUUUUCUGCUGUGAAUGGGCUUUUUUAACAUGGGAGUCAAUGAGUUUCCUGCGUUCUGGAUCAAGCCCCUAGUUGCCCAUUGGUCAGCACGACUCUGGGCUUCCUGUUUAGCCCAUUCAGCAGACCGGAACUGUUCCAAUUAACAGCCAAUCAGAGUCCCAGAAGUGUCAAAGUUCAAUGAAUCAGAAAAUUAUAGGAACAAAAAUGAAAAAAAAAAAAAAAAACAGAA